GGAAGAAUGUGGCUUUCUCCAAAUUCCAUGAUGUCCCAUUACAACAUUGAACCUAUUACAUAGUACAAGCCUUGCUUCCCAUGUGCCUCUUGAUGUCGUGAACAUGGGUUAGUUUGAAGUUUCGGGCAAUUAGGCCUGUCAUGAGCAAUCUCUAUUUACGUCCCGUUGUCGAUCAUCUAUACUUAUAUCGUAACUUGUAAGGUACAUUAUCGCUGAACGUAGAUCAGCCCCAUCUUCUACCGACCUUCUAAGAAAGUGCACAUAUCCGAUUCCCAUCUAUAAAGCAACCCUCCUCCCAUCCACCCAGUUUCUCAACUGUAUUUUAACAUAUCCAACUGCAUACCGAGGUAGCAAAGGUGAUUCACCUGUAAAUAUCAGGAAAGGGUUUUUUUUUCUUUUUCGAAUUAUAAACACGCUCGCUUCGACACUUUCACUCGCUACUUAUCCUAAGGAAUAAUAUACCCAACAAAACCUACCAGUUACUUAAUAAUGGCACCUCUACGCGUGCUCGUUCUUCCGGCUCUUGCGGCCGUCGCCGCCGCCAUCAACGUAGCUGACUACGUCCCGGCCUGCGGACCCCCGUGUAUCACCGAGACCGUCGACAAGCACACCACUUGCGAUGAGGGCGACAACACUUGCAUCUGCGCCUCCGUCUACACCGUCAAGCGCGACGGUGAGAUCUGCCUGCGAAGGGAUUGCUCCGCGACCGACUAUGGCAGUGUCAUGAAGGGCAUCGACACCUUCUGCGCCGCCGUCGCCUCUGGCCCAACUGAGCCCACUACUAGCUCCACCCCUGAGCCUACCCCUGAACCUACCAGCACCUCUUCUUCCGGCUACCCGACGUCGCCGUCGCCGUCUUCUUCUUCUUCUGAGGAGACCAGCUCUACUGAAGCCCCAAGCUCCAGCUCCAGCGGUGGUUACCCCACGGAGUCUCCUUCCAGCUCCACCGAGGUGCCUAGCUCUAGCUCUAGCGGUGGCUAUCCUACUGAGUCACCUUCCAGCUCGGAGACCGCCGCCCCGCCUUCUUCCUCUUCCCCGGCUCCUCCGGUGUCUUCGGGAACUGGCUACCCUACCGUGUCCACCGGCACUGGUGGCCCUACCACCCUCGUUCCGACCGGAUCCAGCACCUCUGCUCCCACUAGCCCGUCUUCCGGUGGUCAGGUCCCUACUGGACCUUCUUCCGUCCCCGGGGGCUACCCCUCCAGCGCCCCCUCCGGCAGCGCGACCGCCACUCCCGUUGCCCCUGGCGCCGGUGCCCGCGCCGAGGCUCGUCUCGGUGCCAGCGUGGCGGCCCUCGUCAUCGCCAGCGGAAUCAUGUACUUCGCCUUCUAAGCUCCAUAUCCUUUAUGACCUAGGUUGUGCGAGCUUGUGGUGUCUCGGGAAGCAUCAUGUGGUAGCUUAUUAAUGCCGUGGCUAGAAAAUAGGAAUGGUUUUUUAUACAUACAGUCGGUCGCACCUCCUAGUUGAGGGAUGGAUCUCUUCGCUUCUGAAAAAUUGUAGAUAGCCCUUGUGCACAUGCGUUUGCGUUAGGCAUGUGAGUAUAUAUUGAAUACAUAUGCAUUGUUACGGAUA
Molecule: messenger RNA, 1572 nt
Organism: Daldinia loculata
Lineage: Eukaryota; Fungi; Ascomycota; Sordariomycetes; Xylariales; Hypoxylaceae
Exons: 2
Coding region: 490-1332 (280 amino acids)
Source: RefSeq, a predicted model, not a curated record